Wyeomyia smithii (pitcher-plant mosquito) is the source of this 953-nucleotide messenger RNA. Its product is annotated as collagenase-like. Gene Ontology annotation, biological process: proteolysis. The transcript is spliced from 2 exons. The coding region runs from base 39 to 860 and encodes 273 amino acids. Gene Ontology annotation, molecular function: serine-type endopeptidase activity. The record is from RefSeq and is a predicted model, not a curated record. Lineage: Eukaryota; Metazoa; Arthropoda; Insecta; Diptera; Culicidae.
CCGACUAGUUUCUACUGAACAGUGCGCGUUCGAUCAACAUGAAAUUCCUAGUUGUGCUAGCGUUGCUAGUGGCCGUGGCUUCGGCCACGAUUACUGUAGACCGCACACAGCGGGUUAUCGGCGGUGACCUGGCUACCUCCGGCCAGUUCCCGUAUGCAGUUGGGCUUAUUACUAGGAUUAACAUUCUCCUUUCCGGCCAGUGCUCAGGAUCUCUGCUGUCAACGCGUUACAUCCUCACUUCGGCUGCUUGUGUCAACAACAUUCAGAGCGCCGUUGCUGUCAUGGGAGGCCUCCGCAUCAACGAUUCUGCGGAGCCGGGAACGAUUCGUAUGACAGUUACGGAAUUUAUCGUACAUACUGGCUAUGAGGAGGAUGGAGAGAAUUUCGAUGUUGCUCUGGUCGUUCUACCGUCGGCGAUCAGCUUCAGCGAUAAUAUUCAGCCUGUCCGUCUACCGAACCGUCGCCAGGUUGAGGGAUCUUUCGUGGGCCAGCAGGCUACCUUCAUGGGCUGGGGCCGCUUCGGCGAAGGAACCGCCAAUUCCGCAGAUCUGCGAUUCGGAAGAUCUCAGGUCAUCACUAACUUGGCUUGCAUUAUCAGUUUACCCACAAACACCAUUCUUGGAGAACACAUUUGUACGGCCGGUAUGAAUGACGCUGGUCAAGGCUCUCCCUGUCAGGGUGACAGCGGUGCUCCCCUGACCGUCAUGGGAGCGGAAGGUAUCACUACCCAGAUCGGUGUCUUCUCGUUCCAUUCCAUCUUGGGAUGCGAUAGUGGGCGUGCCGCUGUAUACACCCGUAUGUCCUCCUAUCUGGACUGGAUUGAGCAAAACUCGGACGUUGAGGUUAUGGAUGACUUCUAGGCCUGGUAAAACAAUCGCUUCUGAAUAAACUUUAGUGUCGUUUUAAAUACAAACAAUCGCUGCUGAAUUAUGUCGGUUUAGAAAAUCCAUUGA